Molecule: messenger RNA, 1686 nt
Organism: Apis florea (little honeybee)
Lineage: Eukaryota; Metazoa; Arthropoda; Insecta; Hymenoptera; Apidae
Biological process (GO): regulation of DNA-templated transcription
Cellular component (GO): nucleus
Molecular function (GO): RNA polymerase II cis-regulatory region sequence-specific DNA binding; zinc ion binding; DNA-binding transcription factor activity, RNA polymerase II-specific
Source: RefSeq, a predicted model, not a curated record
AUAUUAAAAUACUAUUUUAAUAAUAUGUUUAAUAAUUCAUAUAUAAUUUCCAAAUCAAUAACAACAAUAUUUUUUAAAAUAAAAAAUCAAAAUAAUUUUCAUAAUUGUAAAUAAUCCUGAAAGAAGAAAAAAAUUAAGACGGAAUUAUAAUUUUCUCACUUAAUUUUAUAAAAAUUAGUUCACUUUAUGUAUGAUAAAGAAAAUAAUGAUGAUGCAUAAAGCAAAUAUGAAGUUAUGUCGUCUUUGUGGCAAAGAAAAACAGCAGGGUACGGAUUUGUUUAUAGACAAAGUUAAAGGGAUUGUAUUGAUGUCACUUAUAAAUAAAUAUUUCUCCAAAGAGAUGAUAAAUAUUUCAAAUUCUGAUGCAUUUUCUAAAUAUGUUUGUAUUGAUUGCGAGCAAAAAAUUUAUAUAUUCGAUGAAUUUUGUUUAAUGGUAGCUAAUGUACAAAAGCAACUUGCAGCUCCAUCUUUAGAAAUUGAUUUUGCAGAAGAUAUGUUACAUCAAUUAAAAGAAAAUGAUACAGUAUCAAAAAAUAUCUUAAAUAAACAAAUAAAAAAAAGUACAUGUUCAAUAUGUGCUAAAAGUUUCAGAUGUCAAUCACAUUUAAAUAGACAUAAACGCAUUCAUACUGGACAGAGACCUUUUGUUUGUAAUAUUUGUAAAAUGUCCUUUAAUCAACAAGAAAUAUUAAUGAAACAUAAAGAAAGACAUGAAGGAAAAAAACAAUUUCAAUGUGCUAAUUGUCAUCAAUCAUUUCGUUAUAAAGUUUCAUUGAAAUCUCAUAUGAUAAAUUUUCAUAUGGAUAUGGAACGGUCUAUUAAUAAUCAAAAUCUUCAAAUAGAUAAUAAUUCAUUUAUAUGUUCUGAAUGUGGAAAACAAUUUGUAACAAAAUAUAAAUUACAAAGACAUUCAAGAUGCCAUACUGGAGAGAAACCAUAUCAUUGUACUUUUUGUUUAAAAACAUUUUCACAAACAGGUAAUUUAAAAGUACAUCAGAUAAAAUAUCAUCAAAUACAUGAUUCUGUGACUGAAAUAAGGCGACAGACUCAAUAUAACAAUCAAAUAGUUGAUUGUGAUAUACCCACAACAUUAAAUAAUUUUCAUACAGUUAACAUGUCAGAGAUUGAAUUGCAAAAUACAAUAAAUGAGACUAUAAAUUCUACAGAGCAAAAUAAUUCAUAUGCGAAAAUAUACGAAAAUUCUUUAUAUAUUGAUGAUGAAAUAGAAACGAUUUUAGACCGUGAUCUUGGUCAAUUAGGACAAAAUAAAUAUUCUACAAAUGUACAAGAUAAAUUACCACUUUGUUUAAAACAACCAGAAACUCCUGAAUUAUUGCAUAGCUUAUUAUAUGAUGAUGGCUAAGUUGCAUUUAACUGUUAAUAAAGAAUCAUUUAUUUAAAAUAUAAAAAUUAUGUUCAAGAUCAAGAAUAUAAAGUUGUGCAUUCAUACUGUUGAUAAUUAUAUGAUUAUAUAUAUUUAUAUAUAAUUUUAAUAUAUAAUAAUUUUUAAUGUAUAAUGUAUAUUUAAUUUUUAUUAAUAACAUUAUAUAAUAUCUUUAGAAAAUAAUUUUAAAUGUAUAUUAAUAAUAACUUUAUAUUUGUAUAACUUUUUAAAAAAUAAUUAAAUAUAUAGUAUUUAAAUUUUUUUAUAAUGUUUAUAAAUAGUAAAUUAAAUUGUAAAUAUAA